This is a messenger RNA of Cuscuta campestris, 5340 nucleotides long. NCBI's taxonomy places the organism in Eukaryota, Viridiplantae, Streptophyta, Magnoliopsida, Solanales, Convolvulaceae. The record is from the annotation of a GenBank genome assembly.
CAAAUCACCACAUUGAUUUGUGAGGAAGCAAACCUCUACAGAGAGGAGCAGCAGCAGAGCAGAGCAGAGCAGGAAGGAGAUGAAAUGAACGGAGGAAGGGGCCUUCAAUUCUGAAGAGAGAUCCAAUUGAUGUCGGGUGGAGGUGCUGGCGGCGGCGGCGGCGGCGUUCCUCCCCAAACACUGGGCGGCCAUUCUCGGUGCGGGUGGGUUCUGGGCCCCUCCUUGGACAAGAUCAUCAAGAACGUUUCCUGGAGGAAGCACUCUCAGCUGGUCACCGCCUGCAAAUCCGCCCUCGACAAGCUCGAUUCUCUGGUCGACGACCCCCUCGAUCCCGCUUCCUGCUCCCCUCUCUACGGCAUCUCCUCCCCAGAUGAUGCUGAUUUCGUCCUCCACCCCAUCAUCCUCGCCCUCGACUCUGCCUCCCCUAAGGUUGUGGAGCCAGCUCUCGACUGCGCCUUCCGCUUGUUCUCUUUCGGCAUUAUCCGCUGCGAGAUCGAGGUUGGAACGCCGCCUCCCCUCAUCUUCCGCAUCAUCGAUUCCGUCUGCAAGUGCGGCGGCUCUCUAGAUGACGAGGCCGUCGAGCUUGGCCUUCUUCGCGUCCUCCUCUCUGCUGUCCGAUCCCCCUACGUCAUUAUUAGGGGCGAUUGCCUUGUCCACAUUGUCAGGUCCUGUUAUAAUGUUUACCUGGGUGGCUUGAACGGCACCAAUCAGAUCUGCGCCAAGUCUGUCCUAGCUCAAAUGAUGGUCCUCGUUUUCACUAGGGUCGAGGAGGACUCCAUGGCCAUCCUCUCCAAGACUGUUUCUGUAGCUGAUCUCUUGGAGUUCACCGACAGAAAUUUGAACGAGGGCAGUUCUAUUCAGUUUGCUCAAGAUUUUAUCAACGAGAUCAUGGACACCAAAGCCAAGGAAGUACUUCCUGAUUCCAAGCUCUCCCUGUUAUUGGAGAAUGGUGACAUUAAAAAAAGCAAAGGUGAUAUGGUAGAUGAUGAGUCAAGGGAAGGGGCUGGUCUUGACCUCUACAGCAAGAUCCGUGAGGAUGGGUUCAUGCUUUUCAAGAAUUUAUGCAAAUUGUCCAUGAAAUUUUCGUCACCAGAGCACACUGACGAUCAAAUUCUGCUAAGAGGGAAAAUACUUUCAUUAGAGCUCCUCAAGGUUGUCAUGGAUAAUUCAGGCCCAAUUUGGCUCUCCGAUGAGAGGUUUUUAAAUGCUAUCAAGCAGUUUCUUUGCUUAUCAUUGUUGAAGAACAGUGCACUGUCUGUUAUGACUAUUUUUCAGCUCCUUUGUUCAAUAUUCGAGAAUCUAUUAUCAAAAUAUAGGCCCGGAUUAAAAUCUGAAAUUGGAAUCUUCUUUCCUAUGUUGAUCCUACGUGUGCUAGAGAAUGUGCUCCAGCCUAGUUUCCUCCAGAAGAUGACAGUUCUGAGCUUACUGGAUAAAAUUUCUCAAGAUCCUAAGAUUAUAGUUGACAUUUUUGUCAACUAUGAUUGUGAUGUGGAUGCUCCAAACAUAUUUGAAAGAACUGUCAAUGGCCUCCACAAAACGGCAUUGGGCCCACCUCCUGGCUCGGCUACCACUCUAUCUCCAGCCCAAGAUUUGACAUUUCGGCUUGAAUCAGUGAAGUGCUUAGUCAGAAUUAUAAACUCCAUGGGUACAUGGAUGGAUUCCCAACUAAAAUUAGGGGAAUCUAAUCCAGCGAAGUUCUCUGGUAAUGAUAGCAUGAUUGAAAAUAUUGCUGCACCCAAUGAAGAUGGUAACCUGCCCGACUAUGAUCUACAUUUAGAGGAGAGUUCUGAAUUCUCUAAUGCUGUUACCUUGGAGCAAAGGCGUGCUUAUAAACUGGAAAUACAGAAAGGCGUAUCUCUGUUCAACAGAAAGCCUUCAAAAGGGAUUGAAUUCCUAAUGAAUACAAGAAAGAUUGGUAAUUCCCCUGAAGAAGUAGUUUCUUUCCUGAAGAACACUUCUGGACUAAAUGCCACCAUGAUUGGUGAUUAUUUGGGUGAGAGGGAUGAAUUUGCCUUGAAGGUUAUGCACGCAUAUGUUGAUUCAUUUAACUUUGAACAAAUGAACUUUGGAGAAGCAAUCAGAUAUUUCCUACGAGGUUUCAGAUUGCCUGGUGAAGCCCAGAAAAUAGACCGUAUAAUGGAAAAAUUUGCUGAGCGCUACUGUAAAUGCAAUCCAAAUUCUUUCACAAGCGCUGAAACUGCGUAUGUCCUUGCUUACUCAGUGAUAAUGCUUAACACUGAUGCACACAAUAGCAUGGUGAAGGAUAAGAUGACUAAAGCUGAUUUCAUCAGGAAUAACCGUGGAAUUGACAAUGGAAAAGACUUGCCCGAAGAUUAUUUGGGUGACCUGUAUGAUCAAAUUGUGAAAAAUGAAAUUAAGAUGAGUGCAGAUUCUACUGCACAACAAAGCAAACAAGGCAAUAGCCUGAACAAACUUUUGGGCUUAGAAGGUAUACUGAAUUUAGUUUGGAAGCAGACUGAAGAAAAGCCACUGGGCACAAAUGGAGAUCUUAUAAGGCAUAUACAAGAGCAGUUCAAAGCUAAAUCUGCUAAAUCAGAGUCUAUUUUUUAUAGUGUUUCCAAUCCAGCAAUAUUGAAGUUUAUGGUUGAAGUUUGCUGGGGCCCAAUGCUUGCUGCAUUUAGUGUAACACUAGACCAGAGUGAUGACAAGACUGCGACCUCUCUGUGCUUGAAGGGCUUCCGACAUGCAGUGCAUGUUACUGCAAUCAUGGGUAUGCAGACACAGAGAGAUGCAUUUGUUACAACUGUUGCUAAAUUCACGUAUCUCCAUUGCGCGGCAGAUAUGAAACAAAAGAAUGUCGACACUGUUAAAGCAAUAAUAUCCAUUGCCAUUGAAGAUGGCGAUUUCCUUCAAGAAGCUUGGGAACAUAUUUUAACAUGUCUAUCUAGAUUUGAGCAUCUACAACUGUUGGGAGAGGGUGCACCAUCUGAUGCAUCCUUUCUUACAACUGCAAGUGCUGAAACUGAAGAGAAAUCCUUGAAGUCGGCAAGCUUGAAGAGAAAAGGAACCCUGCAGAAUCCAGCUGUAGCUGCUGUUGUUCGUGGGGGCUCAUAUGAUAGCACAACACAUGGAGUUAACUCUCCAGUGCUUGUUUCUCCAGAGCAAAUAAACAACUUCAUUUCAAACUUGAAUCUACUUGAUCAGAUUGGGAGUUUUGAACUUAACCACAUCUUUGCUCACAGCCAAAGAUUAAACAGUGAAGCGAUAGUGGCUUUUGUUAGAGCUCUUUGCAAAGUUUCAAUGUCAGAAUUACAAUCUCCAACUGACCCUCGUGUAUUCAGCCUUACAAAGAUGGUUGAAGUUGCGCACUAUAAUAUGAGCCGCAUUAGAUUAGUAUGGUCUCGCAUAUGGUGUGUUCUUUCCGAUUUUUUUGUGGCUGUUGGUCUGUCAGAAAAUCUUUCUGUUGCAAUUUUUGUUAUGGACUCACUGCGGCAGCUUGCUAUGAAAUUCCUUGAGCGAGAAGAGCUUGCAAACUAUAAUUUCCAAAAUGAAUUUUUGAGACCAUUUGUGACUGUUAUGCAAAAAAGCAACUCGUCUGAAAUCAGGGAGUUAAUUGUUCGGUGUAUCUCACAAAUGGUGCUUAGUCGCGUCAACCAUGUAAAAUCCGGAUGGAAGAGUGUUUUUAUGGUGUUUGCUGCUGCUGCUGCUGAUGAAAGGAAGAACAUAGUGUUACUAGCUUUUGAAACCAUGGAAAAGAUUGUACGAGAAUAUUUUCCUUACAUAACUGAAACAGAAACUGUAACUUUCACUGAUUGUGUCAGAUGCCUUAUUGCAUUCACAAACAGUAGAUUUAAUAGCGAUGUUAGCCUCAACGCAAUUGCUUUUCUCCGUUUCUGCGCUCAGUUUGAACGAUUAUCUGGUCUGUCAUCAGACCCUCGGUUGGCCAUCAGGAAGAGUGCUCUUGAGGUUCUCUUUAAUAUUUUAAAAGACCAUGGCCAUCUCUUCUCUCACUUGUUUUGGGAUAGUGUUUUCAAUUCUGUCAUCUUCCCAAUAUUUAAUUCUGCUCGUGAUAAAACUGAAGCAGAAUUUAAGGAUUACCAAUCUUCCCCAAGAUCUGGAUCUUUGCAAAUGGAUAGACAGUUGUGGGACUCUGAAACUUCUGCAGUGGCGGCUCAAUGCCUGGCUGAUCUAUUCAUUAAUUUCUUUGAUGUGGGCAGGUCUCAGCUUCCUGGCGUAGUGUCAAUACUAGUGGGAUUUAUAAGAAGUCCUGGCCAAGGCCCUGCAAGUACUGGUGUAUCUUCACUAAUGCAUUUGGCUGGUGAGUUGAGAGGCAGGCUUUCAGAAGAGGAGUGGCAAGAGAUCUUUCUUGCUUUGCAAGAUGCUGCUGCUUCUAGUGUGCCCAAUUUCUUAAAGCUCUUGCAAACAAUGAGCAGCUUUGAUAUGUCUGAUAUUAGCGAGUCCAAUAAUGAUGUGGAAUCAUCAGAUGAAGUUGGGUCAUCUAAUGACUAUGAGGGUGACAAUCUGCAAAUGGUUGGGUAUGUUGUAUCAAGGAUGAAAGGUCAUAUAGGUACACAACUACUCAUUUUGCAGGUAGCUACUGAUCUCUGUAAGAUGCGCCGUCAGUCACUGAGUGCUGCCACUGUAACAAUCCUUCUUGGGAUUUAUUCAUCUAUCACCUCUCAUUCUCACCAGCUAAAGUCGGAUGGAAUCCUAGAAUUGAAGCUGCAGAGAGCAUGCUCAAUACUGGAGAUCCCAGAACCACCAUUAUUGCACUUUGAAAACGAGUCAUUUCAGAAUUACAUCAAUUUCCUGCACGAUUUGCUCGCUAAUUACCCAGCAUUGGGCAAGGAGAAAAAUAUAGAAGCAGAACUUGUGUCUGUAUGCGAGAGAGUCCUGCGGAUAUACUUGGAUUGUGCUGCUGGGGGGUUGCAGCAGCAGCAGCACCCAGGCAACAACAAGCAGCAGCAGAAGCUUCACUGGAUUCUUCCCUUGGGCUCAGCCAAGAAGGAAGAAUUGGCGGCUAGGACUCCUUUAGUUCUUUCCGUAUUACAUGUAUUGAGUGCUUUGGAAGGUGAUACUUUCAAAAAGUACGCUUCGCAGCUGUUUCCAUUGUUGGUAGAUCUUGUCCGGAGUGAGCAUAGUUCUGGAGAAGUUCAGCAAGUUCUAAGUGGCGUGUUUCGUUCGUGCAUAGGCCCAUUAAUAAUAGUGAAAAUGUGAAAUUCCAUUUUGUAAAUUAGUACAUAUUUCUACUAGCCGGAGGACCAUAUUUAUAGACGGGCUGAAAUUUUGUCUAACAAAUGCCGAUGCCAUAAUCGUCCUGCUACACUGCUAUCCGAAAGAAAAUAACAAUCAGUCAAGGAACAAAACGUACGUUGCCAG